Leucoraja erinaceus (little skate) is the source of this 2451-nucleotide messenger RNA. It is a transcript of the gene ngrn, whose product is annotated as neugrin, neurite outgrowth associated. Gene Ontology annotation, cellular component: nucleus. Bases 388 to 1314 code for a protein of 308 amino acids. The record is from RefSeq and is a predicted model, not a curated record. The transcript is spliced from 3 exons. NCBI's taxonomy places the organism in Eukaryota, Metazoa, Chordata, Chondrichthyes, Rajiformes, Rajidae.
ACAGUACAGAGACAACGAAAUGCAUUUACCCCCUGAAUUACCCCUGAGGGUAAAUUUACCCCAGGUUGGGGGCACUCGGUCUAGAUCUCUUGUUUCCUUUCAUCUGACCAUAGAUUAUAUUUUGACGGAUGCAAAGACUACAAUAUAAUCUUUGCAUUUGACUAAUCUGAAGAAGGGUCUCGACCAGAAACGUCACACAUUCCUUCUCUCCAGAGAUGCUGCCUGUCCCCGCUGAGUUACUCCAGCACUUUGUGUCUUUCUUCGGUGUAAAACAGCACCUGCAGUUCCCCUCCCACACACCAACAAAGCUCAGUCAGGCAGCAAGAGACGGGACCAGUUGAAGAGCGGAACCAUUGUGCUGCAGCUGGAGCUGGGGCCGCGGCACUGAUGUGGCUGUGGGCUGCGGCGAGGCGAGGCCUGUGGGCGGGCGCCGUCACUCCGAGACCCCGGGCUCAGGCCCAGGCCCACCCCGGCCCCGGCCGCUGGGGCUCCCCGCCGACCAGGGCGUUCAACGACGGGGGUGAAGCGGCCGAGCCCGACGAGCAGCAGCAACUAGAGGAGUUAAUCAGGGCUGAGAAGAGAAAGUGGAAAGCCAUAAAAUACCGGAAAAUUCAGGCGGAGUUUGAGAGUGGCGGAGCUCCAACGAGAACUCUAACUACAGAGGCCCUGCAGCAAAUCAGGUUUUUGAAGGCACAGUUUCCGGAGGAGUGGAGCGUGUCACAGCUGGCCGAGGGGUUUUCGGUGAGCGAGGACGUCAUCCGGAGAGUUCUGCGGAGUAGGUUUGUCCCUUCGCCGGAGAGGAGGAUGAAACAGGAUGCGACAGUUGCAGCACUGAACCCGACUCUCUCGCCCCGAACGAAACAAGCGGCCAUCGGUUUACCGCAGAACUCAGUCCUGGCCGACUACAAACUGGUGGCGGAUAAGGCACCUCUGGCCAGACUAUCUCCGGGGCCAGACGCUCUUCCCGUUCUCCCUCCGAGCAGAGCCGGGGAGAAGAAGGUGGGAAGAUCCAAGCCAAUCCAGCAGAGAACUGGUAUCGAGCUCGCUGACCAAGGUGGGGUUGUGAAGGCCAACACCAGGAGGAAGGGAGCAACUGGCAAAGGGAGGGGGAAAGGCAGGGAACUCUGUGACACCUCCAGCGAUGAGCAGCUUGAUACUGCUGGGAAAAUGGACCAGGAAUUGGAGGAACUCGCUGGCAGAGGGAAGGAAAAUCACAUUGUCGUUGUCCAGAAAGACCAUGAGUUUUAUGACCAGGAUGGCAAUUUCCUUUAUAGGAUUAGUAAACACUUAAAUAAUCCCAAACAGGAAGACUGACAUGCAUUUAGUGUUUGUGAAAGAGGGAGACAGAUGUCUGUGGCCCCUUUCAUUGCCUGGUGGGAUCUCAAGAGCAAAGAUCCUAUAGCGGAGCAAGAUAAACCACUCCUGCUAAAUGCAAUGGGCUGACGUGUAGUAUGCAACGGACCGGAACGUGGGCCUUUUCUUCAUCCAUUUCCGUAACCCGACCCGACUUGCGGUGUAAUCGAAGUUGUGGGGGAACAGUUUGUGUUAAUAAAUUAAAAUUCUGAAAAUGAUGAGAAGAUUUUUACCAAAGAACUUUUAUUUUUACGAGGACGUUUCCGUAACCGGCUUCCGUCUCCGCACUAGUAUCUUUGCUCCGCUACGGGAUCUUUGGUGCGGAGACGGAAGCCGGUUACGGAAAUGGGGCCGAAAAUUAUCCAUGAAUCUGCCCAUGACCGAACUACAUCUUUUUCGCCGAGUGAUCUACCUUGCUCGCUAUAGGAUCUUUGCUCAAGAGUGUUUCACAACUGGUCAAGUAAUUUUGACUUGCAGUCACAUUUGUUCUGUAGCAAAAAAAAGCCACCAAUCUGCACACAGCAAGAUCCCACGGCAGCAGCAUGGUAAUGAGGUGAUCAUUUUUUUGUCACACUUUGGGGAUAAAAUCUUAUCGGAGCACCACUGAGAACUUCUGUACAUUUGAAAAGUCAUAAGGUCAUAAUGAAUAGGAGUAGAAUUAGGCCAUUCAGCCCAUCAAGUCUAAACUGCCAUUCAAUCGUGGCUGAUCUAUCUCUCCCUCCAAACCCCAUUCUCCUGCUUUUUCCCUAUAACCUCUGACACCUGUGCUACUCAAGAAUCUAGCCAAGUGCUAAUCAAGGGCUAUAAGAUCUUUGUUUACUGUCUUAUCUGAGGUGCUUCACCUCUGGGAAGUGCAGGCACUGAUUGAGAUAGUGGCAGUCUGAUGUGGAGGGAGUAAAGCGACAGACAUGUUGGGUAUCAGCUGUGGAAUUCUUGGAUGGAUGAUAUUGAGUGUUGAAGCCAUUGGGGAGUCCCUGCCUCAGAGAGCACCUUGUGUUAAACAAGAUUGCCUACGGUCAAAGCUUUUGAAAUGCUUCUGUGAAUGUUCCCAGAGUGGACGUAAUAAACUGAAAUUAAAGCCAAUUCUGAUCAUCCUUC